GGAAAAACCAAACCAACGUGGAGGCUUACCCAGAUGACAAACUUGAGUGGGAGAGAGAGUCACAACAUGAUUAUAAGAGUCUCUCUCUCUCUCUCCCAAAAAACCCAAUAACAUAACAGUUUCUUUUACUCUAGAUUUUCAUGAAGAUUCACUCUCUCUCUCUAUAACAAACUCAAACAAAGAACAAGAGAGAGAGAAACAUGGACGGUGGAAGAGGAAAAGGAGAGAGAAAGAGAAACGGUGGUGGUGUUGGUGUUGAUGGAGAGAGAAGAUACAAAGGAAUUCGUAUGAGAAAGUGGGGAAAAUGGGUAGCUGAAAUUCGAGAACCAAACAAACGUUCUCGAAUUUGGUUAGGUUCCUAUUCUACCCCUAUCGCCGCCGCAAGAGCUUACGACACCGCCGUUUUCUACCUCCGGGGACCAUCAGCUCGUCUCAAUUUCCCAGAGCUACUCAACGGUGAAAACAACGCGGUUGUUGGUGGUGGUGAUAUGUCGGCGGCUACUAUUCGAAAGAAAGCUACUGAAGUUGGUGCUAGAGUUGAUGCUCUUCAAGCAGAUGUUAAUCAUCAUAGUCAUAGCCAUAGUCAUAAUCAUAAUCAUCAUCACCUUCAGCAUAACCGGAACCAGCAUCAUCGUGUUAUGCCGGUUCCGGAGUUGCUUGAAGGUGAUGGUUCUGGUGAUUUUGCUGAGAGAGUUGAUUUGAAUAAGAUUCCUGAACCAGAGAGUUCUGAUGAGUGGGAUGUUAAUUGAUAUUGGAAGGAAAAAAGUUUGAAGAAUCGAUUAAAAAAAGUGAUUCUUCUUCUUUUUUCGCGUUUGGGCUAUGGUUGCUAACGUGCGCCGUGGAAGUUCUUUAACGGCUGAAGCAAAAAUCUUGUUGAUGAUGCCUUUGGUUGGUUGGUGGUAUGGAUUAGAGUACUGUUUUUUCUUUUUUUAAUUUUAAUCUUUUUAUUUUCUCUUGGUAUUUUUUUUUUUUUUUAAUUUUACAGAAGAAAUUUUGGCAUUGUAAAAAUGUUAAAUGUAAAUUAAUUAUUAUUAUUAUUAUUAUUAUGAUUAUUAAUUAA
Molecule: messenger RNA, 1060 nt
Organism: Medicago truncatula (barrel medic)
Lineage: Eukaryota; Viridiplantae; Streptophyta; Magnoliopsida; Fabales; Fabaceae
Product: ethylene-responsive transcription factor RAP2-9
Exons: 1
Coding region: 201-749 (182 amino acids)
Biological process (GO): regulation of DNA-templated transcription
Molecular function (GO): DNA-binding transcription factor activity; DNA binding
Source: RefSeq, a predicted model, not a curated record